AAUUUGUGACAUUACCACAAUUUGUGACACUCCGCUUAUAUAUUGCUCGAGUUUCAAAGCAAAACCGCUACAAUGUUAUAGUGGGUCACGAGUUCCGAUUAAUUAAAUGAGUAAAAUCGGGCAGCCAUCGCAAUUUUACAGCACUUGUAUUUCAGAGUCUUCACCGUCUACUCUUCAGUAGCUUAAUUCCGAUUGGUCUUUUUACACGGCUGCCUUGCGGUCUGGUUUAAUUCUCUGUUAAUUUUUCUCUUCAUUUCUCGGAUCUUUUGCCUACUUUCAUUUUUUCCUCUCUGUUUCUUUUCAAAUGUCGCAUGCCUGAUCUCUGUUUUUCUGGCCAUCGAUACUAGAUCCAGUAAGUGUUAUGGAUGCCCAGAUGUCGAUCGACAACGCGCUCAUUUAAGAAUUCAAGUAUCCUCAAUUAAUACUUUAUUCAAUGGAGCCGUUAAAACGACAUUUCAUUUUGCGUAAAAAGCCGAAGAGAAAGAUGAAGUCAACAAAAUACAUGAAGAGUUUUGAAAGGUUGAAAAUAGAUAUGAAAAAAAUCAGCAAAGAGCAGCAAAGCAUCAAAGAAGGGCAAGGUCAAGUUGAAGCAAAAUUCAAUGCUAUCGAACAAGAAUGCAAGCAGCUUUGCGACGAAAUUGAUCUAAUGAUCCGAUGCAGUGCCAACACUCAAAUCCGACUCCGCCUGAUGUUCAGUAUCCUCAAGGCAAGACAACAAGCCGAUUUCGGCACUGCUGCUCAAUUAACUGGAGUACUCCGUGAAAUUGUGGGCAGAGAUAAUGAGUACAAAAGUGAAGAAUCUGGAGUCCGUACUGAUGUGCAGGGCAAACAUGUGGUUACUUAAUGGACUAAAUGUGAGGUGUUAACGUAGGAAGUCAUGUUGAUUAGAUUUCAAGCAUUUUUUCUUGUAUCAUUUUUAAGCUAUGGAGUUGAAUAAAAAUAUUAGACUUGGAGGGUUGUUCCGAGUAUGGUCAACACAAAUUCUGGCUUUGUAUAAUAAGUGUAAAAGAUCAAAGUGUGAGUUUUAUUUAUGUGUAAGGAAUUUAUUGAAUAGAAAUUACAGCUUAAGGCAUAAGAAA
Gossypium arboreum is the source of this 1079-nucleotide messenger RNA. RefSeq lists its product as uncharacterized. Lineage: Eukaryota; Viridiplantae; Streptophyta; Magnoliopsida; Malvales; Malvaceae. The transcript has 4 exons. The record is from RefSeq and is a predicted model, not a curated record. The coding region runs from base 434 to 844 and encodes 136 amino acids.